AUGGCGUCUCACAGCGAUUCCGCAUACCUUAAGGCCUUCGCCCUGGCCUCCACCUUCUACUUGGGCUCAGCAAUGGCGACAACGACCUUCCUCGUCUUCCCACCCAUGCUACGACCAUUACUGUACAAGUCGCCAUCACAACCGCAACCUCCAACGCCGUCAAUUACGCGUCCAUCACCAUCUCUUAAUGUUCCUCAGACGCCAAUCGAAUCCGGUCGUCUUACACCCACAGUCUCAACUCGCGGCUUCGACUUCGCCUUGGCACUUGGAAGCUCCGGCGCAUACAAAGCUGUAGCGCAACAAUUCUCUGCUAUGGAGACAGCCAUGUUCCGCGUACAGGUGCCCCUUGAACUUGCGACAAUUGCUGCUUUCGGAGUGGUAGCACACAGAGCGAGAGUUGCUGGAAACGGAAUUUGGACGCGCUGGGCUACCGCUGCGGCAUUGGUCGCUGCAAUCUUUCCGUUUACAGGCACUUUGAUGGCGCCUUUGGGACACAAAGUUGCAAGAGUUGCUGGCGACGAAGAGAAGGUUGAGCCGUAUGAAGAUGCGCCGAUUGAUAGGGAGGCGGAGAAGAGCAAUACUGUGCAGUUCAUCAAGAAGUUCGCCGCUCUGAGCAUUGCAAGGACUGCAAUCGUCGUGGGUGCGGGGCUUGUUGGAGUCAGCGCCUGGUUGGCGUAA
Pseudocercospora fijiensis CIRAD86 is the source of this 678-nucleotide messenger RNA. RefSeq lists its product as uncharacterized. NCBI's taxonomy places the organism in Eukaryota, Fungi, Ascomycota, Dothideomycetes, Mycosphaerellales, Mycosphaerellaceae. The coding region runs from base 1 to 678 and encodes 225 amino acids. The record is from RefSeq and is a predicted model, not a curated record. The transcript has a single exon.